AUGUCGGGCCGAUACGAACGGGUUAACGCCCAAGACGAGGAGGAUGGCCCUUCCCCCAUCGCAGCAGCCAGGACACCCCGCUCGGCCCUGCCAAACUCCCCUCCUCCGUCAUUCCACUCCAGAGCCUCAUCCGUCGCUCCCCGCAAUCGGACAGUCCAGGAUCCAACCCUCGCCGACGCCUUCGACGCCGACGAGUCCGACAGCGAUGACGAGCCCGACGACCGCCAGCGCCUCGUGAGGCAGAACACAGACCCCGUUCAGCCUGCCUCCAGCUCAGCCCCCUACUCUCCAGUCGGUUCCAGCGCAAGCUCGCCGCCCCCACAGCCCCCACGGCAUCAGCCAUCGGCGACAGCAACUAGUUCCAACCGGAUCUUUGGCAGCGGCAUCCAGAAUGAGGGCGUCUUCUCCAACCUGACCGCCAAGCCCGAGAGAGGGGGCACGGAGAAGGAGGAGCAGCCUCCGACAUACGAACAAGCCGCAGCCGACUCAGCACCGCCAUACUGGGAAACAACCAUCCUCGCCCCCGGUCUGGGUGGUAUCGACGACGUUUACAUCGACGGCAUGCCCGUGGGCUCUGUCUUCUCGUUUGUGUGGAACGGCAUGAUCUCCAUGUCCUUCCAGCUGGUCGGCUUCCUGCUCACGUACCUGCUGCACUCGACCCACGCCGCCAAGAACGGGUCCCGGGCGGGCCUGGGAAUUACCCUCAUCCAAUACGGCUUCUACAUGAAAGGAUCCGGCGGGUCAGGGGCAGGCGGUAUGGGCGGCGACGACGGGGCAGGCGAUAGCGGCUACGCGAGCCCGCCGGAUCCAAACUCUCACGACUUUGACCCUGGCAGCGUAGCAGGCGGCAGUGGUGGAAGCGGCAGCGGCUCGGGCGGCAUCUCCGACGUGGCGAGCUCAGAAUGGGUUGCGUAUAUACUGAUGAUUGUCGGGUGGUUUAUCCUCAUUAGGUCUGUCAGUGAUUACCUGAGGGCCAGGAGACAUGAGCAACUCGUGCUCCAGAGUCCCGACCGGGGCCUGGGCGUAGCCAUUAUUGCCGAGGGCGAGAGCUCUGAGCGGGUUGUCUGA
Diaporthe citri is the source of this 1068-nucleotide messenger RNA. RefSeq lists its product as uncharacterized. The coding region runs from base 1 to 1068 and encodes 355 amino acids. Gene Ontology annotation, cellular component: endoplasmic reticulum; Golgi apparatus; perinuclear region of cytoplasm. Lineage: Eukaryota; Fungi; Ascomycota; Sordariomycetes; Diaporthales; Diaporthaceae. Gene Ontology annotation, biological process: metal ion transport; ubiquitin-dependent protein catabolic process; positive regulation of protein ubiquitination. The transcript has 3 exons. The record is from RefSeq and is a predicted model, not a curated record.